Molecule: messenger RNA, 2082 nt
Organism: Globicephala melas (long-finned pilot whale)
Lineage: Eukaryota; Metazoa; Chordata; Mammalia; Artiodactyla; Delphinidae
Gene: VRK2
Product: VRK serine/threonine kinase 2
Biological process (GO): peptidyl-serine phosphorylation; signal transduction
Cellular component (GO): nucleus; cytoplasm
Molecular function (GO): protein serine/threonine kinase activity; ATP binding
Source: RefSeq, a predicted model, not a curated record
GCCCGCGGCCCCGCCCGGCCCUCGUAGGCCGGCGGGAGGCGUUUCGCGGUCUGGCGGCGGGGACGCGGAGGGCCUGGUUAACCUCCUCUCGUCCCCGGGUCCUGGGGGUCGCGUCGGGACACCACACUUCCGCGCCCCGCUCUCCGCCUGCCCGGCCCGCGUGGCGCCCCAGCCCGGGGAGGAGCUGCGGUCGGAGAGAGACGCCGGGGCCUCCGGGCCGCGCCUCAGCCCCGGACGGGUAGCGGUCCCUGCUUUCGCGAAGUGAUGCCACCAAGAAGAAAAGAGAAAUACAGACUUCCUGUUCCACUUCCAGAAGGCAAGGUCCUGGGUGAUGUGGAAGGAAAACAGUGGGUGCUGGGCAAGAUGAUUGGCUCUGGAGGAUUUGGUUUGAUAUAUUUAGGUCUUCGAUUUCUUUCAUCAGCAUUUUGGCUUUUGGCAUAUUGGUCCUGUACAUGCACUUUUAGGUAUAUAUCUUUCCCCGUAAAUAACCCAGAUAAAGAUGCAAGACAUGUAAUAAAAGUGGAAUAUCAAGAAAAUGGCCCAUUAUUUUCAGAACUUAAAUUUUAUCAAAGAGCGGCCAAAAGAGACUGUAUCAAAAAAUGGAUAGAACUCAAACAGCUUGAUUAUUUAGGAAUUCCUCAGUUUUAUGGAUCUGGUAUUGCUGAAUUCAAGGGAAAAAGUUACAGAUUUAUGGUAAUGGAAAGACUGGGAAUAGAUUUGCAGAAGAUCUCAGACCAGAAUGGUACUUUUAAAAAGUCAACUGUCCUGCAGCUAGGUAUCCGAAUGUUGGAUGUACUGGAAUAUAUACAUGAAAAUGAAUAUGUUCAUGCUGAUAUAAAAGCAGCGAAUCUACUUUUGGGUUACAGAAAUCCACAUCAGGUUUAUCUUGCAGAUUAUGGACUUUCCUACAGAUAUUGUCCCAAUGGGAACCACAAACAGUAUCAAGAAAAUCCUAGAAAAAGCCAUAAUGGGACAAUAGAGUUUACCAGCUUGGAUGCUCACAAGGGAGUAGCCCUGUCCAGACGAAGUGACCUUGAAAUCCUCGGCUACUGCCUGCUGCGGUGGUUAUGUGGGAGACUGCCCUGGGAGCAGAACCUGGAGGACCCUGUGGCUGUCCAGACAGCUAAAACAAAUCUGUUGGAUGAGCUGCCUGAGUCGGUGCUUAAAUGGGCUCCUUCCGGAAGCAGUUGCUGUAAGUCAGGUGAAAUAGCCCAGUAUUUGGUAUGUGCUCAUAAUUUAGCAUAUGAUGAAAAGCCAAACUAUCAAAUGCUCAAGAAAAUUCUGAACCCAAGUGGAAUACCUUUAGGACCACUGGAAUUUUCCCCUAAAGGAGAGAGCUUAAAUGUGCGUACUCCAAAUAAUCAAAAGGUUGAUUCACGAAAGGCUGCAACAAAGCAAGUCAAUCAGAUGCAAAAUAGGUUACUAGAAAAAAAAGGCCACAGUGAGAAAAGUGCUGAGUCCUGUGCAACGUGGAGAAAAGUGCAAGAGGAGGAGAAGCUGACUGGGUUGUUCAACAGUGAAACAGCACAGGAAAGCACAAGGAGAAGACAAAAAUACUGUGAGUCUCAAGAAUUUCUGAAUGGAGUAAAAAGUUCUCCACAAAAAUCCAGCUGUAUACAGUUCCCUAAUUCAUUUUAUGAACCCCAUCAAGAUUUUACCAGUCCAGAUAUGUUCAACAAGUCAAGCUCUCCAUCUUGCUACACGUCCGCUUCUACAACUGGUAUGGAGGUCACAGAAUUAGACAGUGCUACAGGAUUUUGGCUUACAAUUUCCCAGUUUACUCUUAGUGAAGAGAUAAAGGCAGAUGUAUAUUAUUAUGGCUUCACCGUUCUUCUUCUUUUGAUAUUAGUAUGUCUUGCUUUAUAUUUUCUCUAAAGAUAUCAAAUAAAAUCCUUUUGCUAAUUUAAGUUUCCAGUUCUUCACAGAAAUGCUGCAUUCUUAUUUCAGGCUUUUCUCCCAGACAUUUUCAAGGUAAGUGGCUUAUAAAAAAAGGAAUGCUUUAUAUUAGAGAUGGUGUAAUGAUAGAGUUUGGAAAAUACUUCUUAAGGUUCAGAUCACCUAGGAAAUCUAGAAAAGGGGUUA